Molecule: messenger RNA, 1502 nt
Organism: Lycium ferocissimum
Lineage: Eukaryota; Viridiplantae; Streptophyta; Magnoliopsida; Solanales; Solanaceae
Exons: 8
Coding region: 66-1433 (455 amino acids)
Cellular component (GO): plasma membrane
Source: RefSeq, a predicted model, not a curated record
AUAUAUUCUGUGUUUAUAUACACACGCAUUCUUUGCCAUUAACGUUAGUGAUCAAAACUUAAAAAAUGAGUAGAGAGUCUCAAGUUCUCCUGAUUCAAGUCUCUCUAGUGUUGCUUUUCUUUUCAGGAUUUCAUGGAUCUCUGUGCACUCAAGAUAGUGAUACUCUGGACUCUUAUUUAUUAAGUAAAAGUAAUCAUGAGGCCUCUCCAAACAUCUCUCCUAGCAUUGCUCCGGAAGCUAUGUUGCCUUCUUUAGCACCUUCACCGUUGAUGCCAAUGCCAUUUACAUACACUGGCGUGCCAAAGUUAUCAGGACAUUGUGCAUUCAAUUUUUCCGCAGCAGAUAGUAUUUUGCGAACAACAGCAACAGAUUGUUGGUCUUCACUUGCUCCAUAUCUUGCCAAUGUGGUAUGUUGUCCUCAAUUUGAUGCUAGCCUAGUAGUUCUUGUAGGACAGGCCAGUAGUGAAUCACAAAGGCUUGCACUGAAUGUGACUCAUGCUAGGCAUUGCCUAUCAGAUGUUGAACAAAUUCUAGAAAGUCAAGGUGCCAGUGAGAAACUUCUUGACAUUUGUUCAGUGGAUAUCUCCAAUCUCACAGAAUCAUCUUGUCCUGUUAUAGAUAUUAACGAAAUCGAAAGCACUUUAGAUACCUCAUCUUUGCUGGCUGCUUGUGAAAAAAUAGAUCCAACUACUGAGUGCUGUAACCAAGUUUGCCAAAAUGCUAUAUCAGAUGCAGCUGAAGUGUUAGCUUUCAGGCACAAAAAUGUGAGUGCCACCCUCGCUUUGGCAGAGAAAUCAACUCCUGUAAGUGACUGUAAGAGCAUUAUAUUACGAUGGCUGGCCAGCAAAUUUGAUCCUUCUUCAGCUAAUAGAAUCAUCAGAGUACUUUCAAGCUGUGAUAUAAACAAAUCAUGUCCGUUGGUGUUUCCGGACAUAAAGAACAUUUCCAAAGAAUGUGGAGAGGUAACAAGUAAUGAAACGUCCUGCUGCAACGCAAUGAAUAGUUACUUGUCGCGCUUGCAACAGCAGAGCUUUGUUACAAAUCUCCAAGCUUUAAAUUGUGCUACAUUGCUUGGCAAGAAGUUGCAAGAAGAAAAUAUCAUCAGUAAUAUUUUUGACCUUUGCCAUGUAAAUCUCAAGGAUUUUUCUAUUCAAGUCGAUGAAAAAGAAUCGGGAUGCCUCUUGCCGAGCUCGCCUACAGAUUUAACAUAUGACCAGACUUCAGGAAUUGGCUUCAUUUGUGAUCUUAAUGACAAUGUGGCAGCUCCUUGGUCCUCAACAUAUUCUCGUGCUGUUUCUACCUGCAACAAGACUGUUGUACUUCCAGAACUUCCCAAGGCAACAUCCUCUCAGCUCAGUAAAGGAGUCUACAUCCAAGAUAUGGUGUAUGCCCUGCUUUUUGCUUCAUCAAUGGUCAUGCAGUUGCUCAUUUGACUCUGCUGGAUCACUUGAAUUUUCAUCAAAGAAAUACUAUGUUAUAUAGUAGUAACACUUAUAGACAAC